AUGGCGGGCAGCGAAGUGGCACGCAGACCGGUGCAGAUAGCAGAGUUCAAGACGGCGGUGCGCGAGCUGUCGCAGCAGGAGCUGGCGGCGGCGCGGCAAGCGCUGGAGGCACGGGCGCGGCAGCUGGCGCGGACGAGCGAGCGGCUGGCGCGGCACGUGCAGGAGCUGGAGCAGCAGGAGGGCGAAGGCGGGAACCUGGCGCUGUUCCGGACGUCGCUGCGCGAAAACGAGGUGGUGCUCGGCAACUGCCGGGAGCGGCUGGAAGCGGUGGGGCUGGAGGAGGAGUUUCGCGGCUACGCGGGCGCGACAGCCGCCGACGGGCGGCCACAAAAGCAGGCGCGGGCGCAUAACUAG
Messenger RNA from Eremothecium gossypii ATCC 10895, 354 nucleotides. It is a transcript of the gene TMA17, whose product is annotated as Tma17p. The transcript has a single exon. The record is from RefSeq and is marked provisional. Bases 1 to 354 code for a protein of 117 amino acids. Lineage: Eukaryota; Fungi; Ascomycota; Saccharomycetes; Saccharomycetales; Saccharomycetaceae.